AUGACUUCGGUUGGGCUCUGUCAUACUGAUAUUACAUUUGGAAAGAUUGGAGAUUCUCCAAAAAUCUUAGGUCAUGAAGGUACUGGUAAUGUUAUUAAAAUUGGUUCAAAAGUUACAAAUGCUAAAGUUGGAGAUCCUGUUCUUCUUUCUUUCUCCUCUUGUAAUAAUUGUAAACCUUGUAAACAUGUUCCAGGUUUUUGUACAACAUUCAACGAAAUCAAUUUUGGACUUUCGAAUGAUGUUUUUACAUUAAAUGAUCAAAAGAUAGACGGUAAAUUCUUCGGUCAAUCGUCUUUUUCUAAAAAAUCAGUUGUAAACGAAUCAAGCAUUGUUAAUGUCAAAGACUUAAAUCUUGAUGCUGAAACUUUACAAAAAUUUGGUCCUUUGGGUUGUGGGUUUCUCACAGGUUCCGGUGCAGUUUAUAAAGCUGGAGCUGCAAAAAAAGGUGAAAGUUGUGUAGUAUAUGGUCUUGGAGGUGUUGGGUUGGCAGGUAUUAUGGCUGCAAAGAUUGCUGGAUGUUAUCCAAUCAUUGGGGUUGAUAUUAAUGAUAAAAAGUUAGAACUUUCUAAAGAAUUAGGAGCAACCCAUAUCGUUAAAGCAGGUAAUGAUAAAGAAGUUCAUGAUAAGAUUUUUGAAAUUACUGAUGGUGGUGCUGAUGUUUCACUUGAAAGUAUUGGAGGUCCUAAAUUUGUUCAAGCUGCUAUAGAUAAUGCGGCAAAUUUUGGUAGAAUUGUAUUUGUUGGUUUUGGAGGGUUUGAAGAUAUUAUUCAAGUAAAGUCAUUUGAUUUUAUGAGUACUGGUAAAACUUUAAUUGGAUGUGUUGAAGGUAAUUCACGUCCUCAAGAAUUUAUACCUCAAUUAAUUGAAUGGCAUUCACAAGGUUUAUUCCCCAUUGAAAAAUUAGAGACAUUCUACAAAAUUGAAGAUUUUAAUAAGGCAUUAGCUGAUAUGAAAACAGGUACCACCACCAAGGCUAUUCUUACUUUUUAA
Messenger RNA from Scheffersomyces amazonensis, 990 nucleotides. Its product is annotated as alcohol dehydrogenase. Gene Ontology annotation, molecular function: zinc ion binding; oxidoreductase activity. The transcript has a single exon. The record is from RefSeq and is a predicted model, not a curated record. The coding region runs from base 1 to 990 and encodes 329 amino acids. NCBI's taxonomy places the organism in Eukaryota, Fungi, Ascomycota, Pichiomycetes, Serinales, Debaryomycetaceae.